AUGUUCGAAAAACUGACGGCCAUAUUUCCCCGAGUCUCGGUUCGGCGACGGCCUCCGUACUCCGUCAGGCCGUUUUACUGGUCUCUGGCCAUCUUCAGCAUCCUUGCGACUCUCAGCUGGGUGCUGGGACAUUGGAACAAUGGUAUGGCGGCCGGUCCUGCUCUGCUCGUGAAGCGGGACGACCCACCAGAGUGUCGCCUAGUUCGGAAUGCAGACGAUAAAUGUGCCUUUGUCCGCGCGAAUUGCCUCGAUCACGAAGAUGGCUUCUUCUCCUACCUUCAAUUCUACUACUGCUCCCUUGCAGAUGCGAAACCCCUGGCUUUCACGGUCAUCGUACUCUGGUUAUCCCUACUUUUUAGUACUAUCGGAAUCGCGGCAAGUGACUUUCUAUGCAUUGACUUGAGCAUGUUGGCCAGCUUCCUCGGGCUGAGUGAGAGUUUGACCGGGGUGACUUUUCUCGCCUUUGGCAAUGGCAGCCCCGACGUAUUUUCAACCUUUGCUGCCAUGAGGUCCAACAGCGGAAGCUUGGCCAUCGGAGAGCUUAUCGGGGCUGCGGGCUUUAUUACCUCUGUGGUCGCUGGGUCAAUGGCCCUUGUACGUCCUUUCAAGGUCGCUCGCAGAAGCUUUGUUCGUGAUGUUGGCUACUUUGUCAUCGCAAUCAGCUUCAGCAUGUUUCUUCUGGCCGACGGGCACCUUCACGUCUGGGAGGCAGCCACCAUGGUUGCGCUGUAUUGCUUCUACGUUGUACUUGUUGUGACGUGGCACUGGUAUAUUGUGCGACGGCGGCGCGUUCAGGAGAGGAAUAUGGCCGCUCGGGCUCAUUUUCAUAUCCCGGACAAUCAGGAAUUAGACAUUGAGGAGGUGGAAGAUGAUGAUCCCGGAGUCGCUUCCGAGUCUACUAGUCUCUUGCGUGGGGCGACUAUUGAAGAUUUCAACGCCUUAGAAAGCGCCGAUGUUCCGGCCUGGAAAGACGCCGAUGAGGACGAUGAAACCCGCAACCGGCAUCUCGCGGAGAUUCGGGACAACAUGCGCAUAUACCGACCUUCUGCGCGGAGACGAAACACGUUCAACCCUAUCAGACCAAGCUUGGUAGGUGCUUUGGAGUUUCAAUCCGUUCUUUCUUCCCUACAACGCUCGAGAAGCCACCACCGCAAUCAUUCGAUAAGCCUUGAGAGGUAUUCGGACGCCCCACGGGAUCAUCGUUCACAGCCGGACAAUAUUUCCAUUGCAUCGCAUCCUCAAAGCGGCCGUUCCCGUGCCAACAAUCUCCUAUCACCAGAAUACGGAACUAAUCGCACUCGAGCGGUGUCUGCAAACGAUGCUAUGGGGUUGAAGCUGGAUACGAAUCUUUUCUCCCCUGAUGCUACAGCGCAACCACAAUUAACCUUUAGCAGACCAUCCAUCGAUGAGGGAUCUAGCACGACAAUGGAGGCCCACUAUGGCACUGAUUUGACGCAAUCCCCAAUGUCAAGUACUUAUUCUUCACGCAGUCCGAGCCCAAGUCGAAGACCAGACUCUAGCCUACAAAAUUCCGCGUUGCUUGCCCCCCCAGGUGCUUUUCAUUCUCCCAACUACUUGGAUGGGGCUGCACAUCCGCACUCCCCGCAACAAGUAUCUCCUCGAGGUACCAAGUAUCCAGCAGGGGGUCCGGAUAGCUUAAAUAGCCCCACCAGUCCUUUUCCUCCCUUUCAUGAUGGGGUUAGGUCACCGUCCCCCCGUCCGCCGAGUAUACGUUUGCCCGAGCCAUCGAGCCCAACAGAGUCUCUACACUUCCAGGAAGCUAUUUUUGACAGAAACAGCCGACGUUCUACACCGACGGACUGCUGGCCUCGGUCUCAAUCCGUACUGGAGCCAAUCAUCGCGACACUCUUUCCCACUCUGGACGGAUGGAAGAGCAAGACCGUUUGGGAGAAGCUCCUAGGUGUCGUUGCAGCUCCUAGCGUGUUUCUCCUAACGAUCACUUUGCCUGUUGUUGAUCCAUCACCGCCUGAGCCCGACGCAGUACCAGUCAUAGUGACUUCUGCCGAUGAUUCAAUCUCCCCUACGCCCAUCGUGCGCCUGCCAGAGGAGAGCCCACUUCUCCAGCCUCGAAAUGCGAGUUCAGUAACACCGGCUGGCAACAGUAACAAACUUCCGUCGGAUCAGAACAGGCAGCGCUACGACUCGGAGCUCCCUGCGGUACAAGAGCCUAUCGACUCAACUGCUCAAGCAACCAGAGAGUGGAGUCUCUGGCUAGUCCAUCUUCAACUCUUUGCAGGACCUCAAUUCGUUGCCUUAAUCGCAUGGUCUGCCGUAGAUGAUGACCUGACGGGACGCAUCUUUCUAUUCCUCUCGCUUUGUGGCCUCCUCUUUUCGCUGAUUUGCCUCGGAGCCCUACUCGUCAGCAUCCGCCAAGCUCGCAGCUCCCUUCGACAACCCCCCAAAUCAUGGCGCCCAAUCCUAGCCUUCUUAGGCUUUGUUGUCGCCAUCUUCUGGAUUGCAACGAUUGCCACGGAAGUGGUUAGCCUCUUAAAGACCCUUGGUGUCAUUCUCAACAUUAGCGACUCCCUCCUCGGUCUCACCGUCUUUGCUGUCGGCAACUCCCUCGGCGACCUCGUCGCCAACAUUACCGUCGCCCGCCUGGGCUACCCAGUCAUGGCUCUGAGCGCCUGCUUCGGCGGGCCCAUGCUCAAUAUCCUCCUUGGUAUCGGCCUCGGAGGGCUAUACAUGACACUGCAUUCGAAAAAGUCGCAAUCAAUGGCCGCAGCUGACAUUACUUAUGACAUUGCCGUCUCCAAAGUCCUCAUCAUUAGCGGCGCUACCCUUCUAGUGACUCUAGUCGGGUUGUUGAUCGUGAUUCCCUGGAAUAAUUGGCGCAUGGACCGCAAAAUUGGAUGCGGUCUUAUCGUCCUCUGGUGUGUGAGUACUUUGGGUAACGUCAUUGCAGAAAUCGUCUCCUGA
Messenger RNA from Aspergillus calidoustus, 2940 nucleotides. The record is from the annotation of a GenBank genome assembly. NCBI's taxonomy places the organism in Eukaryota, Fungi, Ascomycota, Eurotiomycetes, Eurotiales, Aspergillaceae.